Messenger RNA from Paramecium octaurelia, 186 nucleotides. The record is from the annotation of a GenBank genome assembly. Lineage: Eukaryota; Ciliophora; Oligohymenophorea; Peniculida; Parameciidae.
AUGCCACGGCUAAUUGUUAAGAAGAAUAUCCUAAAUUUAAUUACUGAAGCUCAAUUAAAGAUAGUAUUCGAAUAAAAGGUAAAUUGUUGAUGUUAAAGUUAGUUUCAAAGGCAAUAAGAAUAGAAGGUUGUGUUUUAUUGGCUAUAAGCAUCAAUCAGAUUCAAUCAAUGCAAAAGAACAUUUUGA